This is a messenger RNA of Helianthus annuus (common sunflower), 2899 nucleotides long. Its product is annotated as rac-like GTP-binding protein ARAC1. The transcript is spliced from 10 exons. Gene Ontology annotation, molecular function: GTPase activity; protein kinase binding; GTP binding. Lineage: Eukaryota; Viridiplantae; Streptophyta; Magnoliopsida; Asterales; Asteraceae. The coding region runs from base 266 to 2617 and encodes 783 amino acids. The record is from RefSeq and is a predicted model, not a curated record. Gene Ontology annotation, cellular component: cell cortex; cytoplasmic vesicle; plasma membrane. Gene Ontology annotation, biological process: small GTPase-mediated signal transduction; regulation of actin cytoskeleton organization; cortical cytoskeleton organization.
CUCAUACUCCCAAACCCUGGUCUUCUUCUCUCUCUACAUUCAAACAUCUAGAGAGAGAAAGUGGCAAAAAAGAAUGACAUUGAAGGCAUGAAGCUCCCUUUUUUAAAAUUUAAAAUUGCAAGAAACGCCCAAAUGAAGAAUUUUUAGUCAAGAUUUCAUCUUUAUGAAAAUUCAAGAAUACCCAGAUCGGAUUUUGUUUAAAAAUCAUAAAAAGAUUUGAUUUUUCAAAUUUUGGUUGAGAAAUCUUGAAGAAUUUCGUUUAAAAAUGGGGUGUUAUUAUUCAAGAUUUGAGAGAAAAGAAAUGGUUUCAAGAUGCAAAGCAAGAAAAAGAUACAUGAAACAGUUUGUAAAAGCCAGAAAUUCUUUUUCAGCCGCUCAUAGUAUGUAUUUAAAAUCGUUAAAAAACACCGGCGCCGCCCUCCUCCAGUUCGCCACCAGUUCGCCACCGCUACACCACCAUACGCCGCCGCCGGCCACCAUUCCGCCGCCGCCACCACCACCAAUGAGUCCAACAUCUGAAACAGAAACAUGGACGACAUCCACCGGCGACACGUCAGCAACUCUGCCGCCGCCGCCGCCACCCCCGCCGCCGCCGCCGUCCACGUGGGAUUUUUGGGACCCUUUUAUGCCGUUGUUGGAGAGAAAUGGGGGAGAGGAAUGGGAGGGGUCCACCAUCACCACCACCACCGCCGCCGCCGAGACGGUGGUGACGGCUGCCGCAAGUGUAGCGCCGCCGCCGUCUGCUGUUAGUGGGGUUUCUAAAACAAGUGGUUCUGAUGAGACAAGUAGAGAGAUGCCGGUGGUGGUUUCUAGUAAAGGUAAGGAUUUGGUGGAGAUUAUUAAAGAAUUGGAUGAGUAUUUUCUCCGGGCGGCGGAUUCCGGCGGAAAGUUGUCGGCUUUGUUGGAGAUUCCGGCCACCACUUUUUCCGACCAAACAUCCUCAGGCAAGAUUAAUGGGAAUGGGAAGAGUUUGAACCCAUUUUUCUGCUCGUGGAACUCGAGCCAGCGGUUCAAUGGGUUGGUGAAGUUCGAUUGCAAUGGGAUCGCAGGCAUUGGGGCAGUGGACGGGGUGGGUAUGCCGGGCAGCCACUGUUCGACGGUGGUGAGAUUGUAUGAAUGGGAGAAGAAGCUAUAUGAUGAGGUUAAGAAUGCGGAGAGUUUGAAAAUCGAGCAUGAGAAGAAGACGGAACAGCUGAGGAAGAUGGAGUUGAAAAGAGGUGAUUAUGUCAAGAUUGAGAAAGCCAAGAAAGAGGUCGAGAAGUUGGAGUCGAGGAUCACCGUUUCAGCUCAGGCGAUCGAGUCAACGUCACAGGAAAUUAUUAAACUCAGAGAGUCUGAGCUUUACCCACAGCUUGUUGAGCUUGUUAAAGGAUUAAUGGCUAUGUGGAGAAGUUUAUAUGAAAGCCACCAAGUCCAAAUGCACAUAGUACAACAACUCAAGUACAUCAACAAUGUUGACUUGUCAACCGAGGCCACCACCGAGAUCCACCGCCAGGCAACUCUUCAGCUUGAGCUUGAAGUCCAACAAUGGCACCAAUCCUUCUGCAACCUGGUCAAAGGUCAACGGGACUACAUUCAGUCAUUGACCGGCUGGCUUCGGCUCAGCCUUUUCCAGUUCAGCAAAAACGCGUCUACCCAAACCAAACAGGACUCUGCAAUCUACACCCUUUGUGAAGAAUGGCAGCUCGCUGCCGACAAUGCCCCUGAUAAAGUCGCUUCGGAGGGCAUCAACGCCCUGUUAAAUGUAGUUCAUGCGAUAGUGGUCCAACAAGGCGAUGAGCAAAAGCAGAAGAGAAAGUUAGACUCGUUUUCUAAGGAGCUCGAGAAGAAAACGAUGGAGCUUCGGUCACUGGAAAGCAAGUACGGGCCAAACGUGUAUACGGGCCCACUGAAUAGAAAGACGGAUCGGGCUGCUGAUAAACGGGCCAAGGUGGAAGCUUUAAAGGUAAAAGCAGAGGAAGAGAAGGGUAAGUAUGAGAAGUCUAUAGGGGUAACGAGGUCGAUGACGUUGAAUAAUUUACAAAUGGGGUUACCGCAUGUUUUUCAAGCUGUAACGGGGUUUGCCAAUGUUUGGACACAUGCUUUCGAGUCGGUUUGCAACCAAGCAAACAUUUUGGAGGAGGAUUACGUGCCAACCGUAUUUGAUAAUUUCAGUGCCAAUGUUGUUGUCAAUGGUGCCACUGUAAAUCUUGGCUUGUGGGAUACUGCUGGACAGGAGGAUUAUAACAGAUUAAGACCGUUGAGUUACCGCGGGGCCGAUGUUUUCAUUUUGGCGUUUUCACUUAUUAGCAAAGCCAGCUAUGAAAACGUUUCUAAGAAAUGGAUUCCAGAAUUGACGCAUUAUGCUCCUGGUGUCCCGAUAGUACUCGUUGGGACCAAACUUGAUCUUCGGGACGAUAAGCAGUUCUUUGCAGACCAUCCUGGUGCAACUCCCAUAAACAGUGCUCAGGGAGAGGAGCUAAGGAGGACGAUUGGAGCACCCGAAUAUGUCGAAUGUAGCUCCAAAACACAAGAGAAUGUUAAGGGAGUUUUUGAUGCUGCAAUUAAAGUUGUCCUUGCUCCUCCCAAGUCAAAGAAAAAGAAGAAAGCGGGCCAAAAGUCAUGCUCUAUAUUAUGAUCAGAAGUAAGAUCAUCAUCGACACUAACAAUGAUCAUCUGUGUGAAGCAUCCGUUGGCUUAUCAUGUAUCUCCAUCAUCCGUGUCAGGUUUUGAAAUUUUUUUUCUUCUAUGUUUUACUUUUUUUUUUUCCUGAGAGAUCCAGUUAGAUUAAGGAAAUUGUGUUGUCGGAUUCAUUUUCUCUUUAUUCGUUUAUUUUUAUUUUAUCUUUUACAUAUACUUAUCCUAUAGUUGGCCAAAUGAUGCUUUUCAUGUUAUGCAUUUUCCUUUAUUGUUUGGUUCA